Closterium sp. Naga37s-1 is the source of this 1620-nucleotide messenger RNA. Lineage: Eukaryota; Viridiplantae; Streptophyta; Zygnematophyceae; Desmidiales; Closteriaceae. The record is from the annotation of a GenBank genome assembly.
AUGAGUGCGAUGGUUCUGCGCCUAAAAAAGGCGGGCAUCGACACGGAAGUCUUGCAGGUGCUUCCCACCCCCUCCAACCCUCGUUCCCCCUCUCCUGCUUGCUUCCCACCCCCUCCAACCCUCGUUCCCCCUCUCCUGCUUGCUUCCCACCCCCUCCAACCCUCGUUCCCCCUCUCCUGCUUCCUUCCCACCCCCUCCAACCCUCGUUCCCCCUCUCUUGCUUGCUUCCCACCCCCUCCAACCCUCGUUCCCCCUCUCCUGCUUGCUUCCCACCCCCUCCAACCCUCGUUCCCCCUCUCCUGCUUGCUUCCCACCCCCUCCAACCCUCGUUCCCCCUCUCCUGCUUGCUUCCCACCCCCUCCAACCCUCGUUCCCCCUCUCCUGCUUGCUUCCCACCCCCUCCAACCCUCGUUCCCCCUCUCCUGCUUCCUUCCCACCCCCUCCAACCCUCGUUCCACCUCUCCAGCUUGCUUCCCACCCCCUCCAACCCUCGUUCCCCCUCUCCUGCUUGCUUCCCACCCCCUCCAACCCUCGUUCCCCCUCUCCUGCUUGCUUCCCACCCCCUCCAACCCUCGUUCCCCCUCUCCUGCUUGCUUCCCACCCCCUCCAACCCUCGUUCCCCCUCUCCUGCUUGCUUCCCACCCCCUCCAACCCUCGUUCCCCCUCUCCUGCUUGCUUCCCACCCCCUCCAACCCUCGUUCCCCCUCUCCUGCUUGCUUCCCACCCCCUCCAACCCUCGUUCCCCCUCUCCUGCUUGCUUCCCACCCCCUCCAACCCUCGUUCCCCCUCUCCUGCUUGCUUCCCACCCCCUCCAACCCUCGUUCCCCCUCUCCUGCUUGCUUCCCACCCCCUCCAACCCUCGUUCCCCCUCUCCUGCUUGCUUCCCACCCCCUCCAACCCUCGUUCCCCCUCUCCUGCUUCCUUCCCACCCCCUCCAACCCUCGUUCCCCCUCUCCUGCUUGCUUCCCACCCCCUCCAACCCUCGUUCCCCCUCUCCUGCUUGCUUCCCACCCCCUCCAACCCUCGUUCCCCCUCUCCAGUUUCCUUCCCACCCCCUCCCAACCCUCGUUCCCCCUCUCCAGCUUGCUUUCCACCCAAUCCUUGGCCAAUUCCCCCUUUUCCUUAUGCUCUCCACCCCCUCUUUCCCUGCUUUCCCAUUUGCUUUUCGCUCAUGGGCCCCCCUGUGAUGCAAGGCUCCAUGGACGACCUCUCGUGUCUCGCCCCACUCACUCGCCUCAAGGACCUGUACGCUGUGCAUCCUCCCUACCCGCUUUUCUCUUUCCCACGUCUAAUUCAUUCGUGCCCGCCCUCGCCCCCCACCCCCCCCCCCCCCCCUCCCCUUUCUCGCACUCAUCUCUGCCCGCCCUCCCCUCCCCUCUCACUCAUCCGUAUCCACCUUCAACUUCCUCUCACUCAUUCCUACCCACCUUCCCCUCCCCUCUCACUCAUCCCUACUUGCCUUGCCCUCCCCUCUCACUCAUCCCUACCUGCCUGCCUCUACCCUCUCACUCACCCCUACCUGCCUUCCGCUCCCCUCUCACUCAUCCCUACCUGCCCAUCUCCUCCUACUCUGCCAACACUGCUCCUAUUCAUUGCGCAAUGGUCAGUCCAGCAGCAUAG